Molecule: messenger RNA, 276 nt
Organism: Eufriesea mexicana
Lineage: Eukaryota; Metazoa; Arthropoda; Insecta; Hymenoptera; Apidae
Gene: BORCS7
Product: BLOC-1 related complex subunit 7
Exons: 2
Cellular component (GO): BORC complex
Source: RefSeq, a predicted model, not a curated record
UUAAUUUAAAUGGACUUUUUAUAAUAAGUUGAAAAAGUGAAAAUAUGCACUUAAAAAUCAAAUGAGGUGAAGUGUUUCGAAAUUAAUAAAAAUCUAUACACUAUGGCUUCAGCUUCCAGUACAAGUGCUCGGAGUUUAUUUGUGGAGUCAAAAAUGAGAUUAGCUGAUAGAGUACAAGUUAAUGUAAAUAAUAUUGCAUCUCUUGCGAGACAAAUACAAAGGGGCUCAAAAAGUAGUGAGAUAUUAAUGCAUGGUGCAAAAAAUUUUGCACAGCAG